Molecule: messenger RNA, 1182 nt
Organism: Chondrus crispus (carragheen)
Lineage: Eukaryota; Rhodophyta; Florideophyceae; Gigartinales; Gigartinaceae
Exons: 2
Coding region: 1-378 (125 amino acids)
Biological process (GO): sphingoid catabolic process
Cellular component (GO): endoplasmic reticulum
Source: RefSeq, a predicted model, not a curated record
AUGUCCCGCGUCGUCACCCUUUUCUACAUCCUCUACUGCCUGGUGCUCUCCCCCAAACUGGGCCUGCUCUACACCCCCUUCCUCCUUCUCUUCUACGCCGUCUCACGCGCCUUCUGCAACUACGCAGGCCCGGACGCCACCGUGCCGUGGGCCCUCGCCUUUCAUUUCAUCGCCUGGUUUGCCCAGAUUGUUGGCCACUACGUUUUCGAGGGCAAGAGUCCGGCCUUUAUGGACUCGCUGUUCCAGUCCCUCUUGGCCGCCCCGAUCGUGAUAUGGUUAGAAGUUGUAUUUUCCCUCGGCUUCAUGCCGGAAACUAAAGCCCGUCUGCAAAGGGCCCGCGUAGUCGCCAAAGCGCGCAAAGCGGUGGCGAAAAAUUAGAAUGCAAGUUUGUGUGACUUCGGUUUAGUCGCGGUGCCGCACAGUAAAAGAGCGGGACCAGCCCUCGACUGGCUCGCUUGCGAAGCUGGCACCAAAAGCGAGUCGCAUGCGCGGGCAGCCACGCGGACGGCUUGCGUUACCUCCCCAUCGAGGAGUGAAACGCAGACAUUCGCGCGGGCCGAGAGGUGUGUCUGCGCAGCGGUAUCCGGGUACUAGAUACGAGCAGUGACGUGCGCAUGUCGAGAGAUGUGUGCGCUUGUGUCACUUGCUUCAGAAUUCUCGGGGACAAGGUGCUUUCACCCUGCCUUCAGAGAAGGGCGCAGGUUGCGGAGGGCACUGAAUUUUAUGGUUCUGGUUUGAUUGUGUGAAUGCGUGUUAACAUCUGUUUCGGUUGCAACUCCAUCCAUGCUUUGUUUAUGAAUUGCAUGAAUGUUGCAUGGACUUGGACGUGCUAGGAGAAGUGGUAGAAGGCUGUGUGGUCUCAGAGAGUGUCGUGAAAGCAGUUUUGAGUUGUACGAACAGCGAUAGGUAUGUCGGCCGAAGCUGGGACUGCUUGAUCUUUCGACUUGCAUGCGAUUUUCCUUUUAUUGGGUGCAUUCCUUGAAGACGUGCUACGCGUGGCACAUUUGGAACGUAAAGUUAUAGAUGUAGCCCCUCGCUAGGUUCUGGAGCCGCGGGAGAGACGGCACAAACACUGAAUACUGUACUGAUGAGAGCGUUUGAAGCAGGCUCCCAAUAAAAAGGACUAAAGGGAACACUAAAGCGAGUCAAUGGCUCCCUCUCUGAAAUUCAAAAUUUCAAAAA